Molecule: messenger RNA, 1733 nt
Organism: Protopterus annectens (West African lungfish)
Lineage: Eukaryota; Metazoa; Chordata; Ceratodontiformes; Protopteridae
Gene: LRRFIP2
Product: LRR binding FLII interacting protein 2
Exons: 12
Coding region: 1-1251 (416 amino acids)
Biological process (GO): regulation of DNA-templated transcription
Source: RefSeq, a predicted model, not a curated record
AUGUACCUCUCAAUCAAAUGUUCCAACCCCAUUUCCAAGGUCCCUUCCCUUAAUUUUCUGCCAGCAUCACGGAAUGCUGUGUCUGGGCUAUCUGCUGCUACCUUGGCAUCUCUUGGAGGGACAUCUUCGCGACGGGGAAGUAGUGAUACAGGCAGCCUUAUAGAUCCGGACGUAUCUUUUAGUGAAUUGCGGGAUUCAAUGUCUGAUGUAGAAGAAAAGUAUAAGAAAGCUAUGGUGUCCAAUGCACAGCUUGACAACGAAAAGACUAAUCUUAUCUAUCAAGUAGAUACUCUAAAAGACAUCAUAGAAGAAAUGGAAGAGCAAAUGGCAGAAUUUUACAGGGAGAAUGAAGAGAAGACAAAGGAACUCGAAAGGCAAAAGCAUUCAUGCAGUGUUCUCCAGCACAAAUUAGAUGAGCUUAAAGAAGGUAUUCGCCAAAGAGAUGAACUCAUAGAGGAAAAUCAGCAUCUGCAGCAAAAAGUAGGCUUCCUAACCCAAAAAGCAUUUGACCUCCAAGAAACCAUUAACUGGAAGGAUAAAAGGAUUGGGGCUUUAGAAAGGCAGAAAGAAUACUUUGACUGCAUUAGGAAUGAGCGUGAUGAACUAAGGGAGGAGAUGUCCAUCUUGAAGGAAAAAUUAAAGAUAGGAGAGAAACAUGGACUAGUGGUAAUCCCAGAUGUCACUUCUAAUGGAGAUCUAAGUCAAGAGCCAGUUGUUGGUUCAGUAACUGUUGUAUCACAAGAAGCUGCACAAAUGCUGGAGUCGACAGGAGAGGGACCUUUAGAUAUAAGGAUAAAAAAACUAGUAGAAGAAAAGGAAGAACUAUUGUCACAGGUUAGAAAGCUGAAAUUACAACUGGAAGAAGAAGAACAGAAGACUUCUAAGACAGAAAAUAUGCUUAAAGAGUCAGAAGGUUUAGCGAAUGGCUCUGAUCUACAGUUCAUCGAAAUGCAAAGGGAAGCCAGCAGACAGCUUAGUGAGUAUAAAUUCAAACUCUCAAAAGCUGAACAGGACAUGGUUACAGUGGAGCAAAAUGUUGUUAGACUUGAAGGACAGGUUACCCGAUAUAAAUCUGCAGCAGAAAAUGCAGAGAGAAUAGAAGAUGAAUUGAAAGCAGAAAAAAGAAAGCUUCAGCGUGAGCUACGGACAGCACUAGAUAAAAUUGAAGAAAUGGAAGUGACCAAUAGUCACUUAGUCAAGCGGCUAGAGAAGAUGAAGGCCAAUAGGAAUGCACUUUUAUCUCAGCAGUAGAGACAGAAAUGGGUAUCGUACAGCUUUGCUAAACAUGCCUUCUUUCUGCAUUGUAUUGCAGCACCUCCUCUUCAUGGCACAGUCAUGUAUGCACCCUUGAACAUUGAGCUGUUGGUUUAAAACAGUCAAGUGUGUAAAAUAUAUUUGCGUGCAAUUUAUGAAAGAGCAGUACCUGUCAAUUUGUGCUUGUUCAGCUGUAAGGAUUUGGUCCAUUUUUCUUCUGGGCUGAUUUUGAGCAGUUGCAGUGAUCACCAAGUCAUACCUGUGAAAUGGCAGAAAAUAAAAAGACGCCAUCUGGGGGCCAUUAUCUUAACUUUGGAACUAACAAAUUUCAGAACUACAUUUCUUUACUCUUAAUUCCUGGUAAGAUGAGUUCUAAAAGACAAAUUUGUGGAUAAAUUAAUGUGUAUGUGUUUUGAGAUGAAGAUGUCUAAAUGCAACAGCUGCAGUUCUUUACCUUUCAUAAAGCAGGGUACUACACA